Messenger RNA from Vollenhovia emeryi, 3085 nucleotides. Its product is annotated as endothelin-converting enzyme 2-like. The transcript has 18 exons. Gene Ontology annotation, molecular function: metalloendopeptidase activity. The record is from RefSeq and is a predicted model, not a curated record. Gene Ontology annotation, cellular component: plasma membrane. The coding region runs from base 100 to 3003 and encodes 967 amino acids. Lineage: Eukaryota; Metazoa; Arthropoda; Insecta; Hymenoptera; Formicidae. Gene Ontology annotation, biological process: protein processing.
UAAGCAGCCAACAAAUGAUUUCAUAUUGUAAUAGAGAACGUUAGGAAACAUUUAGUGUAUCAUCAUUGAAAUUUAGACCGGCUGACGAUUAUUCCCGACAUGAGGCGACUCAUUCUUUUCGCCUUUAUUUGCGCGUUUAUAACGAGAGUUGCGGUAUCAAAAGUACAUGGGUUUCCCUCGUAUUACGAUUGGUUAUUCAGUUCAAAUAAAUUAAACAAUAAUGAGGAAAGAGAGCGAACCGUAUGCGAAUCCGAAGAAUGCAAGAAAAUGGGUAAACUGAUAUUAGAAAACAUGAAUAGCUCCGUAGAUCCAUGUAACGACUUUUACGAGUACGCGUGCGGAAAGUGGUCGAAACAUAAUCCUAUUCCAGUAGGAUCAUCAAGAUGGAAUAUGCAAUACCAGCUUCAGUAUCUGACCUAUAAACAACUACAAGAGAUUGUGAAGGCUAAACCUGCGGAGGACGAUCUCAAUACGGUGAAGCUUGCGAGAAAGUGGUACGAAGCUUGCACGGAUACUGAUGCUAUGGAAAAGCAAGGACUUGACCCACUGGUUUCUACCCUAACGCGUUUUGGCGGCUGGCCGAUGACAAUGGAGCCGGAUAAAUGGGACGAGCAGGAGCACAGCUGGCAAAAAGUGGAUGAUCAUUACAUGCGCUUGACGGGAAGAAAUGCCUUUCAUGACGUGCGCAUACAGGAAGAUGAUUCGAAAGUUGUAGAGAUUGAUACGCCGCAUUUACCGCCGGGUUCAAAGGCACUGCGCGAUGUGAUUGAAACCGACAGCGAAGAAGAGAGUGAAGAAGAGGACGAAGAAGAAAAGGGAGAUAGCAAAAGCGAUGAAGACCCGUGCGACUGCGACGAGGAGGAGCAAAGCGAAGAGGAACCUGGAAGCGAAGGCGAGGAUAAAUCGAAAGUCGAUGAUGAUGACGAUGACGACGACGAUGAUGAUGGCAGUGGCGAUUGUGAUGACGGUGAUGAUGAAGGUAGUGGCGAUUGUGACGAUGACGACGAUGAUGGCAGUGGCAAUUGUGAUGACGAUGAUGACGACGACGACGACGACGACGACGACGAUGAUAUGGACAUGGUUGAAGAUGUGAAGAAAGUAAUGGGCAAGAAGAAGAUCGGCAAAAUCGGUCGUGGAAGAAGUAAAAAAUUACGGCACAUUGAACAAAGAAAGGGGCGUACUCAGAUUACUAAGAAACAUGAUAGCCACAAGGCGAAGAAACAAAGAAUAAAAAGAAACGCAGUAGCAGAAGUUGACGGUAAACGCGCGCAACGGUUUAAUCAUCGCGAGAAGCUACGCACCCGGAAAGGCACAAGAAGUCACGUAGGAAAAGUGCAUAGCAAAAGAACGAAGAACAUUUUGAGCAUUGGGGAAAUGGUACACACGGCGAGACCGCGAGGUAGUGUGGAAGAAACGACUGGAGAGAAUGGGAAGGACGCAGUUUUGGUACAAAUGUACGCUGAUCACAUAUCGAAAGUGGCUCGUGUCAUAGCUGACGAGACAGGUACUGUAAUUUCACAAGAAAGUCUCGACAAAGAUAUCGAAGAUAUGAUCGUGUUCCAAUUGAGAUUGAUACAGAUUAUCCCAUCGGGCUCGACGAUGUAUCAUAAGCUGUACAAUAAGUUAUUCGAUUUGGAAGAAUUUACACUUGGAGGUUUUCAACACUGGUAUAACAAAAAGAACCCUAAAACAGCUCAAGGCAAGAUUGACUGGGUGAACAAAAUAAAGGCAUUGUUUGACGAGGCGAACGAGCCUGUGGAUAAUGAUUUAAAUGUCGUCAUCACGUCAAGUUACUUUGUAAAUCUUAUCUCUUUGUUAGAUGUGACACCGAAUCGAACGAUCGUGAAUUAUAUACACUGGAAUUUCAUAAGCAAAGUGAUGAAGACUAGCACAAGUACAAUGAGAGAGUUGUCCAAGUUUUGGGAGAUAAUUCGCACGGGCACAAUGUUGAGUCAGCGACCUUUCAUAUGUAUGGAGUCAGCAGAGAUAAAAGAUAUUCUGGCGUACGAAUUUGUAAGGAAAUAUUUCACCGAUGAUAUCGUGAAAACAGGAUCGAAAAUGAUCUGUGAUAUACAAAAGGAAGUCGAGAUCUUGGUUAGAAACUCAGAUUGGUUGGAUAAUAACGCUAGGGACUUUGCUUUAGCCAAAGUGAAGAAUUUGAAAAGAUUUCUUGGGUAUCCCGAUUGGUAUAAAAACACCACGAUCAUUGAAGAGUAUUAUAAAGGGCUCAUUAUCGGCUCGUCGUACUAUGAAAAUGUACUUCGAUACAACAGAUACACCAAAUGGAAGAGCCUACGGAAGUUGGCGAAAGAAGAUACUUUAGACAAAGACCAAAAACAUUUAGAUCCGAUUGCGGUGAAUGCCUUUUACAUGCCCUGGAGGAAUGUUUUAGCUAUCACGGCAGCGGCUUUCCGGAGCCCACGGUUCUAUUACGAUCGGCCACGAGCCGUUAAUUUUGGUAUUAUUGGAUUCGUCAUGGCACACGAGGUUAAUCACGAAUUUGAUGAUUCAGGACGCGUGUACGAUAAGGACGGUGAUUUCUCCUGGAUGAAAUGGUUAUUGAAAAUAGCCGCCAUAUAUGACAUAAAGCAAAAGUGUUUUGUGAACCAGUUUAAUAAUUACCCCAUUGAUACAGAAACAAAUAUGAAGAUAAAGGAUUAUGGCAAGCAGACAAUAAGCAACAAUAUCGCGGACACAAUGGGAUUGCAAGCGAUCUACAAGGCUUAUCAACGCACGGAGAAAGAGAGUAAAACACCGGACGCCACGAUGCCGGGCAUGGAAGAUUUUACAAACGAUCAACUGUUCUUUUUAUCCUUUGCCAACUUAUGGUGCGAAUCGUUCCAACCAGGUUAUCUCAUGACUCUGGCUAGAAAUGAUGAACAUAGCAUCGGGCGACUAAGAAUAAUAGGCUCCGUAUCAAAUUCGGAUGACUUUGCCAGAGCUUACAGUUGCCCGGUUGGCAGUCCGAUGAAUCCCGAAAAGAAGUGCAAUAUCUGGAAGUGAUAUUUGCAGAGUAUUUCGUAGAAUGAUAACUCGCAAAAAUUAUUUUUGUACUGGUGAAUAAAAUAACACGCAUGCCUAUAAA